AAACACAUAGAUACAGAGAACAGAGUAGUGAUUACCAGAGGGAAGGGAGUAGGGGGAGAGUGAAAAUGGGCUAAGGGGGUCAACUGUAUCAUAAUGGAUGGAAACUAAGUUUUUGGUGGUGUGCAUGCUGUAGGGUACAGAGAUGUAGAAAUACAACAUUGUACACAUGAAACUUGUAUAAUGUUAUAAACCAAUGAUACUACAAUUUUUAAAAAGUCAGUUGAACCAUCAUUUAGUCUAACAUUUAUAUCCUAUGGACCUGGUGUUAUAAAUUGGAGAUCUGGUCCUGAAAGUUCAUUUUUCCAUUACAAUACCAAAGUCCAUUGUUAAAAUAUAUAAAAAUCACAAAUAUCUGUUCUUAUAAACAUUAGAUAUUUUAUCUAAAUGGUUAAUAUAAAGUUUUGUUUUAAGUUCCUUAUGGGAGUUUUUUCCACAUGAGACUGAGGCUCUUUCAAAACAUAAAUACUACAAGUUUUAUGGAUGUGCUCUCCUGUUUCUGAAAUCUUGAUAUCGUUAAAAAGAAUGAGAUAGCUCUUCCUUGGCAAUGCCUGUGGAGGUGGCGGCCAUCUCCUGCUUGGCAUCAUGGCCACCCUCAUGAAUCCCAAGAUUGUCAAAAAGAGGACCAAGAAGUUCAUCCAGCACCAGUCAGGCCAGUAUGUCAAAAUUAAGUGUAACUGGCAGAAACCCAGAGGUGAUGGGAGCAACAAGAAAACAAAGCACAUGCUUCCCAGUGGCUUCUGGAAGUUCCUAGUCCACAACAUCGAGGAGCUUGAAGUGCUGCUGUGCAACAAAUCAUACUCUACUGAGACUGCUCACAAUGUCUCCUCUAAGAACUGUAAAGCCUUUGUGGAGAGAGCAGCCCAGCUGGCCACCAGAGUCACCAAUCCUUGUGCCAGGUUGUGCAGUGAAGAAAAUGAGUACACAGCUCAUGUGCAUGUUUAUUUGUGUCAAUAAAACCAUAAAACUCAGACCAAAAAAAGAGUGAGAUUGAUCUGUAUAAGCUGUUUUGCAAACACAUCUAAAGAUAAACGAUGAAGUGAAAAAGGAAAGUAG
Kogia breviceps (pygmy sperm whale) is the source of this 1053-nucleotide messenger RNA. RefSeq names its product large ribosomal subunit protein eL32-like. Gene Ontology annotation, cellular component: ribosome; cytosolic large ribosomal subunit. NCBI's taxonomy places the organism in Eukaryota, Metazoa, Chordata, Mammalia, Artiodactyla, Physeteridae. The record is from RefSeq and is a predicted model, not a curated record. Gene Ontology annotation, biological process: translation. Gene Ontology annotation, molecular function: structural constituent of ribosome.